AUGGAGAAGAAAGCGAGAAAGAAGAACCCCGGUGACAAGGCACACGCGGGGAACAAGCGGGGGGGGAAGAAAAAGGAGAGUUACUCGGGGGGGGUGGAGGAGGUGGAGCAAGUGGACCAAGACGGCGAGGGGGAGGGGGCAGAACAGGCCACCGCGACAACCGCGACAAACCCGACCAGUCCAACCAGUCCAACCAGCCCAACCAGUGUAAGCAACUCCGCGGAGGCGCGGCUGGUCCCGCGGGGCGCGGGCAGGGGGAGGGGCAGGGUGUGCCCGUACCUGCGUACCAUCAACAGGAACCUCCUCGACUUUGACUUCGAAAAGUUGUGCAGCAUCAGCAUGUCCAACCUGCACGUAUACGCAUGUCUAGUCUGCGGAAUGUACUUCCAAGGAAUAGGAAAAGGGACCUACGCCUACACACACGCUCUGGAAAAAAACCAUUACGUCUUCAUCAAUCUGGAGAGCUGCAAAACUUGUUGCCUCCCAGAAAAUUACGAAAUAGAAGAUGCUUCUCUAAAUGAUAUAAAAUAUUUUUUAAAACCAAUGUAUACUGUAGAACAAGUGGAAUACAUUUGUCGCAAUUCCAUUUUGGGAAAAUCGCUAGAUGGGGCAGAUUUCUUUCCUGGCUUUGUAGGCCUCAAUAAUUUAAAACACACUGACUACUGCAAUGUGAUCAUUCAGCUUGUGUGCAGCAUCAUCCCAUUGCGCAACUUUUUUUUAGUGUUCGAAACGAAGAAGUAUAUGGCCAAAAAUAUCAUUUCCUCUUUAUCUGAGCUGAUUAAGAAGAUUUAUAACCCUCGAAAUUUCAAGGGGGUUGUUUCUCCCCAUGAGUUUUUACAAACUGUGGGCAUUGAGUCCAAGAAGAACUUCAAAAUUGGGUCCCAAAACGACCCGCUGGACUUUUUCCUCUGGCUAAUUAGUAAAAUACAUAGGUAUGAGGAGCGGGCGCUGCGGAAGGGCGUGAAGGGGAAGGCCGCCAAGAAGAGGAAGGUUGCCCACGGGGGUGGAAGCGAACAAAGGGAAGAAGAAGGCGGGGAAGGCGAGGAAGACGAAGAGGACGAAGGAGGCAAAAUCCUGCCUGGGCACCACCUCUCGCAGCUGAACUCCAUGCUGUCCUCCUCCAGCGAGUCGCACACGUCGGAAGAGGCUGCCCCCGGCAUGGAUGCAGCAACGAAAAGGAAGAGGAAAAAAAAAAAAAAAAAAAAAAAAAAAUGGAAGUACCACAAGGUAAACAUUAUCGACUACUGCUUUGAUGGGGAGCUAAUCGUCAAAACGAAGAAAAAAAAAAAAAAAAAAAAACGCUCGGAAGGAGAUGACCAUAUGAACAGUGCCCAUAAUACAAAAAAGAGGGAACAAAACGACACGUACAGUGAGCGGAAUGCACGUGAAGAUGCCAAAUUUUCUCACCACUUGGAUAAUGAAGAGGGGGAAGAGGAUGACGUCAGUGAUGAGGACGACGAAGACGAUAUAGACCCAGCUGAGGGGGAAGAAUUGAACGGAAAAAAAAAUUACGUGACGGAAAAAAUUCCAUUCAGAACUCUCUCCCUGAAGUUACCCAACCCACCCAUUUUUAAAAGCACAACAGAAAGUAACAUCAUUCCGCAGGUAUCCAUUUUCGAGUUAUUAACAAAAUUCGAUGGAGAAACGGAGUCCUUUUUAAAUGAAAAAUCGGAGCCCAGCACUUUAAUCAUUUCCAAGUUGCCCAAAUAUUUAGUCUUUACCAUUAAGAGGUUUUCCCGCAACAAUUUUUUUGUUGAAAAAAAUGGCACCAUUGUUAAUUUUGUUAUAAAAAAUUUAGACAUGAAGGAUUACGUACAUGAAGAUUACCUGGAGAAGAACCCCGUGACCAAGUACAAUUUAAUUGCCAACAUUUUCCACAGCGGCUCGGUCAGCAGUGGCACUUACAAAAUCCAUGUCCUCAACCAGGCGUCGAAUGAGUGGUAUGAGAUGGAGGACCUGCACGUGAUUACCGUUUUACCGCAGCUGGUUCUCCUGCCCGAGUCCUGUGUGCAGCUGUAUCAGCGCCAGGAUGUGCAGCUCAACGGGGAGCUCCCCUAG
Molecule: messenger RNA, 2058 nt
Organism: Plasmodium vivax (malaria parasite P. vivax)
Lineage: Eukaryota; Apicomplexa; Aconoidasida; Haemosporida; Plasmodiidae
Product: ubiquitin carboxyl-terminal hydrolase, putative
Exons: 1
Coding region: 1-2058 (685 amino acids)
Biological process (GO): spliceosomal complex assembly; mRNA processing; protein deubiquitination
Molecular function (GO): cysteine-type deubiquitinase activity; zinc ion binding
Source: RefSeq, a predicted model, not a curated record